AUGAAAUGUGCGGUGAGCUCCUGUCGUCUAAAGGACUUCUGCCCGAGCACCACCAUCAAACAUAUCCAGUCAUUACAACCGCAAACCAUAUUCGGAGUUCGGUCGAUUGUCAACGAAACGUCCCCUUUCAGUCAACGAGACUCACUACGGGGAAUGGGGCCUUUGGCCCCAAGCCAGUUUUCGGACACACAGGCCCCAAGUAUUACUGUCAUCAGUAAUCCAUUACAGGUUGAUUUGAUGCCUGCUUGCUCUCCAGACGGGAAUGCGACACUGUAA
Opisthorchis viverrini is the source of this 276-nucleotide messenger RNA. RefSeq lists its product as hypothetical. The transcript has a single exon. Bases 1 to 276 code for a protein of 91 amino acids. Lineage: Eukaryota; Metazoa; Platyhelminthes; Trematoda; Opisthorchiida; Opisthorchiidae. The record is from RefSeq and is a predicted model, not a curated record.